AGUAUAUCAUAUGUUUUGCCAUUCUCUCCAUCUAAAUUUUUUUGUUUGCCAACUAAAAUCUCCAAAAACAUCUAAAUUUUCUGCGCUCCUAAUUAAAAUUUUUCAUUCUUUAAAAAAAAAAUGUUUAGUUGGUGAAGUUGUGGAAAGAGAUCAGCAAUAAUGGGAAACUCAUCGAUUACAGUUGAAGCUAGACAUCGGUUAUCUUCUUCUAUUGAAGACAUAUACAAAAGAAAGAUACAAAAAAGUAAAGUAAAAGGUGGAGAAAAAGCAUUGCAAUGCUGCAAGUUUCCAUUACUAAAACUUACUCUUCUCGUCAUUAUUUGCGGCACUAUUAUAACUCUUUUGCAUUCACCAGAGGCUGACCAUCUAUCUCAUUCGGGUUCCAGGUGGAUAUGGGGAGGAUCAGAUUCACGGUACAUAUCGGAUGUAGAUAUAAAUUGGGACGAUGUUAUGGAAGUUAUAGAAAAGCUCGAUGAACACAAUGGCUAUCAGAGAAUCGGACUUUUGAACUUCAAUAAGAGCGAAAUCACUUACUGGAAACAUCUUUUGCCUGACUCAACGCACCAUCAACUUCGGCUCGACUAUGCUGAUAGAAAUAUCACAUGGGAGUCCUUGUACCCUGAAUGGAUCGACGAAGAAGAAGAGGAGGAAGUUCCGGUCUGCCCAUCUCUACCAAAAGUUGAUGUUCCUCGAAAACGAUUUGAUUUAAUUGCGGUAAAGCUUCCUUGCAGAGAUGGACCGAACUGGUCAAGAGACGUUGCUCGCUUGCAUUUGCAAGUUGCAGCUGCAAAUCUUGCUGCUUCUGCCAAAGGAUUUUAUCCUCUUCAUUUGCUUUUUGUUACCGAAAGAUUUCCGAUACCCAAUCUGUUUCCUUGCAAACAACUAGUUGCUAGACAAGGAAAUGUUUGGUUGUAUAAACCAGAUUUGCAUCUUCUCAGAGACAAACUUCAGCUUCCAUUAGGCUCUUGUCAACUUGCACUUCCUCUCAGCGAAAAAGAACCGUUUUAUGCAGGGAAUCCGCGGAGAGAAGCGUAUGCAACAAUUCUUCAUUCUGCUCAUGUUUAUGUCUGCGGAGCAAUCGCAGCAGCACAGAGCAUCCGAUUGUCAGGUUCAACCAGGGACCUUGUUAUACUUGUCGACGAGUCCAUCAGUGUCUACCACAAAAGCGGACUUGAAUCUGCAGGAUGGAAAAUCAGGAUCAUUCAGAGGAUCAGGAACCCGAAAGCAGAGAAAGACGCAUAUAACGAAUGGAAUUACAGCAAGUUUCGGCUAUGGCAGCUCACGGAUUAUGACAAAAUCAUUUUCAUCGAUGCAGAUUUACUAAUACUCAGGAACAUCGAUUUUUUAUUUGGCAUGCCAGAAAUUUCUGCAACAGGAAAUAAUGCUACUCUUUUUAACUCGGGAGUGAUGGUUAUCGAGCCUUCGAAUUGCACGUUCAAUCUGUUGAUGGAACAUAUUAAUGAAAUCGAAUCGUACAAUGGCGGAGAUCAAGGCUAUCUGAAUGAAAUUUUUACAUGGUGGCAUCGAAUUCCGAAACACAUGAAUUUCUUGAAACAUUUCUGGAUUGGCGACGAAGAAGAAGUCAAGCAAAAGAAAAUCCGUCUUUUCGGGUCUGAACCUCCGGUUCUCUACGUCCUACACUAUCUUGGCGUAAAGCCAUGGCUGUGUUUCCGCGAUUAUGAUUGCAAUUGGAAUGUCGAUUUCUUUCAAGAAUUCGCAAGCGAUAUUGCUCAUGAAAGAUGGUGGAAAGUUCAUGACUCAAUGCCGCAGCAUCUGCAUCAGUUUUGCCAGUUGCAAUCGAAGCAAAAGGCGCAACUAGAAUGGGACAGAAUGCAAGCUGAAAAGGCGAAUUACACCGACGGGCAUUGGAAGAUUAAAGUUACGGAUACGAGGUUGAAGAAAUGCGUCGAUAAUUUAUGUUCAUGGAAGAGUAUGUUACGACACUGGGGCGAAACGAAUUGGACCGAUGCGGAUCAAAUUUUCAAUCCAACACCACCUGCUAUUUCUAAAGCAUCUUUGUCUGCCUUGUGAGUUCUUCUCACUGUAAAUCAUGCAAAAUUCAGAUAUGGCUUCGGAUACAUUUUCUCUUUUGGUUGUAAUUAAAAUAUUUUUUUGUUGUUUUAAUGAUAUUUUGAAGCAUAAGAGUGUUUUAGACUGGGUUGUGUUUUUGGAAAUAGAUAUCAUUAUUAUUUUUUGAUCA
This is a messenger RNA of Mercurialis annua (annual mercury), 2200 nucleotides long. RefSeq names its product UDP-glucuronate:xylan alpha-glucuronosyltransferase 1. Gene Ontology annotation, molecular function: glycosyltransferase activity. Bases 160 to 2031 code for a protein of 623 amino acids. Gene Ontology annotation, biological process: xylan biosynthetic process. The transcript is spliced from 4 exons. The record is from RefSeq and is a predicted model, not a curated record. Lineage: Eukaryota; Viridiplantae; Streptophyta; Magnoliopsida; Malpighiales; Euphorbiaceae.